Molecule: messenger RNA, 2836 nt
Organism: Saccostrea cuccullata (small rock oyster)
Lineage: Eukaryota; Metazoa; Mollusca; Bivalvia; Ostreida; Ostreidae
Product: zinc finger protein ZFP2-like
Exons: 3
Coding region: 303-1433 (376 amino acids)
Biological process (GO): regulation of transcription by RNA polymerase II
Molecular function (GO): DNA-binding transcription factor activity, RNA polymerase II-specific; RNA polymerase II cis-regulatory region sequence-specific DNA binding
Source: RefSeq, a predicted model, not a curated record
CAGGCGUUAGCAAUAAUUUAAUAAACAGACCAUGUCAGAGUUUGAGGUGAAGACAGCUAUACCCAGCACCAGAGAUCCAGGAUCCGAUCAGAGAGAAGAAUCUACUGAAGAAAAGUUGACCUUUGACAUUUCUGACCUUGAGGGAGAAGGUCAUCAACACAAAGAAACAGUAAAGGGGGAAAGGAAAGCUUUUUCAUUCCAUUCACAUAUUCAAUGCGAUGGUCAAAACAGUAAUAGUGCUAAAGACAUUGAAACGGAGAAGUUAAUAGAGCACAACAAUAAUCAAGAAAGUAAAAAAGUUCAUGAAUGUAACUUCUGUAAAAAAAACUUUCAGCUCAAGUAACCUACGUAGACACAUGAGGACACAUACAGGUGAUAAACCUAAUAAAUGCAGUGUGUGUGGGAAAGCAUUCACCGAUUCAUGCUCCGUAAAGAUACACAUGAGGAUACAUACAGGUGAUAAACCUUAUAAAUGUGAAGUGUGUGGAAAGACCUUUGGCCAUUCACAAAACUUUAAGAAACACAUGACGACACAUACAGGUUUAAAGCCCUAUAAGUGCGAUGUAUGUGGGAAGGCAUUCAACGACUCACAUCACUUACAGAGACACAUGAGGACACAUACAGGUGAAACACCAUAUAAAUGUGAUGUAUGUGGGAAGGAAUUCAACCAGUCACAGCUGAUAAAAAGUCACAUGAGGACGCAUACAGGUGAUAAACCUUACACAUGUAAUGUGUGUGGGAAGGCAUUCAGCCAUUCACAAAACUUACAGAGACACAUGAGGACACAUACAGGUGAUAAACCUUUUAAAUGUGAUGUAUGUGGAAAGACCUUUGGCCAGUCGCAAACCUUAAAGACCCACAUGAGAACACAUACAGGUGAAACACCAUAUAAAUGUGAUGUGUGUGGAAAGGAAUUCAAGGAAUCACAAAACAUAAAGAGUCACAUGAGGACGCAUACAGGUGAUAAAUCUUACAAAUGUAAUGUGUGUGAGAAGGCAUUCAAUUGGUUACCGAACUUAAAGAGCCACAUGAGGACACAUACAGGUGAUAAACCUUACAAAUGUGAUGUGUGUGGGAAGGAAUUCAACGAUUUACAAAACAUAAAGAAACACAUGAGGACUCAUACGGGUGAUAAACCUUACAAAUGUAAUGUGUGUGGGAAGGCAUUCAAUCGGUUACAGAACUUACAGAGUCACAUGAGGACACAUACAGGUGAUAAACCUUACAAAUGUGAUGUGUGUGGGAAGGCAGUUAGUCAGUUACAUAGCCUUAAGAGUCACAUGAGGAUACAUACAGGUGAAACACCAUAUAAAUGUGAUGUAUGUGGGAAGGAAUUCAAGCAGUCACAACACUUAAAAAGACACAUGAGGACGCAUACACGUGAUCAGCCUACAAAUGUAUUGUGUGUGGGAAGCAGUCAGCCAUUCAAAUAAAUUAAAGAAACACAUGAGGACACAUACAGAUGAAAAGCCUUGUAAGUGUAAAGUUUGUGGAAAGGCUGUCUCUUUUCAGGAAGCUUACAUGGUCAUAUGAGGAUAUAUACAGGUGAUAAACCUUUUGAAUGUGAUGUGUGAGAGAAGGCAUUCUAAAGAUUACAGACAUUGGGGAGGCACAUAAAUAUACAUACCGUUAAAAACCUGAUGUGUGAUGCGUUUUUGAAGGAAUUCUACAGAUUAGGAAACUUAUAAAGACAAAGAAGGAAACAUGUCGUAAUAUUUGAGAAAGAGCAUUCCAUCGCUUUGAAAGCUACCAGAGUUAUAUGGUCACCCAUUCAUGUAACAAACCUCGUGAGUGCGAUGUGUGUCGGAAAUUAUUCUCCCUAUUAAAUAAUCUCAGGAAAAUAAUACGUACACAUGUCAGAGAAACCUUACAAAGGCGAUGUUUGUGGAAACGCGUUUCAAUUGAAAGGAUACCCAAAAAAAAUCAUAUGAGGAUAUAUCAAGUUUAUAACCUUCAUUAAUGUAAUGUAUAUGGAGCUCAGAAAGGAUCAUAAUUGUAAUUUAAAAUGUAUUUGAGUUUGGUUUUAGCUCAAUAUCUACUGCGCUACCAUUGGACUUUGGCAAGGAGCGCCGACUUUUAAACUUUACGGCUUAAAUUAACAAUAGGAUAUGUACGGGAACUCUUCCACAAAAAAUAUUAAAUUUACCAUUAAAUUAAACAAAAUAAAUGGUUUUUUCAAAGCACAGAUAGGUUGUCUUUGAAGAGAAUGACAUUCUCCCUACCAUGGACAUCGAUCAGGUCUUCACAUGUUAAUGCCCUUAACACCAUACAUACACCUUAAAAACAAAAGACCAAUAAACCGACUUCUUCUAUAAUAAAUUUUGUACCUCCAUAUAUGUUUUUUUUAAAUUUCACCUAUUCUUAUAUUUGAGUAUUAUAUAUAUCACAUUUAUUUUUAUUUUGUCUAUUGUAGCCUUUCACCAUACGCAUUAUUGCAUUAUCAGCUCUCAAGUUUUUCAAUAAAAGAUAAAACGGUUUAACUGGCUGUGUAUUUCAUUGAGCUAAUAUAGUCAUUAACAUUGGCUUCUUCUGUAUGUCAUAGUAGCUCAAUUUUGACAGCACUUGCUCUUGAUCGGAAAGUUCAAAGAAUUGCCAGCUGUGACUGACCUAAGUCAAUAAAAAAGGUAAAUUUGUGCUUUAGCCAAGCAUAUAUAUUUCGGUAUCAUGUCAUAUUCAUUGCGAAUAAAGUAAUUUUUCAGAUUUUUCAUCAAUGUUUUUUUUAUUCACCUAUUUUCUUUUAUUUGAGUCUGAAAUAUCACAUUUAUCAUUUUGUCUAUUGGUAUUUUUCACCAUCCUCAUUUUCGCAUUAUUGAUUAUCGAGUGUUUCAAUAAAAGA